Triticum aestivum (bread wheat) is the source of this 1369-nucleotide messenger RNA. Its product is annotated as endonuclease 4. Lineage: Eukaryota; Viridiplantae; Streptophyta; Magnoliopsida; Poales; Poaceae. The record is from RefSeq and is a predicted model, not a curated record. Bases 300 to 1181 code for a protein of 293 amino acids. Gene Ontology annotation, biological process: DNA catabolic process. Gene Ontology annotation, molecular function: endonuclease activity; nucleic acid binding. The transcript is spliced from 8 exons.
CCAAGCAAGUAGGGCAGGGGAGAUGCUCCACGUUCGCAUGCCCCGAGCAAUCGAGCUUGCCAAGCUUCACGUGGUCGUGCCAGUCCACUCCCUGGCUUGGAGGUCUCCCUCGAUUUCACCUCCUCCGGUUGUUUAACUGGGACCAAUGUGGGCGGUUGUAUAAACGAGUAGGCGUGCCGCACAGAGCAAGCAAGAGGCCGCGCGCAGCACAGUGCCGCAGCCGCUGCAAGACGCAAAGAGAGAGCCAAGCCUUUUCCCUUUCGGAAAGGACAGACAGAGUCGAGGUACCGCGGCUAGGGAUGGGGUUCCUCCCGCUGCUUCAGGUCGUCCUCCUGGCCGCCGCGGCGGCGGCGAGGGCUCCGGCGGCGCGGGCGUGGGGCGAGGAGGGCCACUUCAUGACCUGCAAGAUCGCCGAGGGUUUUUUGACGAGCGAGGCGUCGGCGGCGGUGAAGGGGCUCCUGCCGGAGUGGGCCAACGGCGAGCUCGCGGCGGCGUGCUCGUGGCCGGACGCCGUGCGGCGCCAAAUGCCGUGGUCCAGCUCCCUGCACUUCGCCGACACCCCCGGCGACUGCAAGUUCAGCUACGCCAGGGACUGCCACGGCACGAAAGGGGAGAAGGACAUGUGCGUGGUGGGAGGCAUCAACAACUACACUGCCGCGCUCCAAGACUCAUCAAGCCCGUAUAAUCGGACGGAGAGCCUGCUGUUCCUGUCGCACUUCCUGGGCGACAUCCACCAGCCCAUGCACUGCGGCCGCACCGCCGACCUCGGCGGCAACACCAUCGUCGUCACCUGGUACAACACGACCAAGACCAACCUUCACAAGGUGUGGGAUGAGAAGGUCAUCGAAACGGCCAUGAACAGGUUCUACAAGGACGACCGAAGCGCCAUGAUCCAGGCCAUCAAGCUCAACCUUACCAACGAGUGGUCUAAAGAAGAGAAUCAGUGGGCGGCGUGCUAUACUCGAACCACAACCUGUGCUGACAAGUACGCAGAGGAGAGUGCGGAGCUGUCGUGCCCCGCGUACGUGGGCGCUGAGCAAGGCUCCAACUUGGAAGAUGAGUACUUCUUCUCGGCGCUCCCGGUGGUUCAGAAGAGGAUUGCCCAGGGAGGCGUCAGGCUGGGUGCGAUCCUCAACCAGAUCUUCAGUGGGAAGAACAACAGCAGCAUUCAGAGCAGCUAAGGUCCAUUAGACGAAACUAACGAAUGAGAUUGUGCAAGGGGUUAGCCCAAACGUUAUGAAGGAGAAUAAGGUUAUCAUGUUCGUCUGACCAUGUUGACUUCAUACUAUGUAAGUGAGUUGGUCAGUGCGUACUUCUGUAAUCGAAUCCAGUAUUUCCUGAAUGUGAUGAUAUAAAUUAAUCAGUGUUA